CCACAACUUCAUAGCAAACUUCAUUCUUUUCUUAUUGCAUUAGUUUGAAGCUACGUACGUACAUACUUCCACUAAAUUCUUCGAUCCAUCUUGAUUGAUCAGUCAUUUGCUUCAAUAUAUACUUCCAGAAAAAUAAAAAAAUGGCUGCAUUCAAGUCAAUAGCUCUUCUUGCGCUGCUUGUUGUUGCUAUGUCAUUGCCAGAUAUUAAGGUAUCUGAAGGCCGAGUCGCAAGGAAGGAUUUGGGUAUCGAUCUCGGAGGAGUUGGCAUUGGAGUAGGAGUGGGACUAGGUUUAGGGCUAGGUGGAGGUGGAGGUGGCUCUGGUUCAGGGUCUGGAUCCGGCUCCGGCUCAGGUUCGAGUGGUUCAAGUUCUGCGUCAAGUUCAGCUUCAUCAAGUUCAAGUUCAAGUUCAAGUUCAAGGGGAUCUGGUGGUGGAGGUAGCAGUGCAGGCUCCGAGGCAGGUUCAUAUGCCGGGUCUCGGGCCGGGUCAGGGUCUUCAGGGAAAAACUCACAAGGUGGUGGAGGUGGUAGUGGACGUGGUUCGGGCUCGGGUUCUGGAGGGGGCGGGGGAAGUGGCUCUGGUAAUGGUGAGGGUCAUGGUGAGGGGCGUGGAUAUGGUGAGGGGUCUGGCAGUGGAGGCGGGAACUAAAUAUAUAAGAACUCAUGAAUUGGAUUACUGAAUCAGCAAGCUAAAAGAAUUGUGAUAUAUAUCCUGUGUGUUUGAUGUAUUAGUAUAUGAAUAAGAUAGAUCGAUGGUGAAAGUUGAGGCUUGAUCAUCAGGGUCUUGAUCUGUGUUUCAGUUUGAGGCAUGAACCGCAUGAUCAGUACGAUUAGAUGUUCAUCAGCCCGCAACAAAUAUUUGUAUUGUGUGGCAAAAUUAAUUUAUAUCUUUAUAAAAAUGCCUGUAACUCGAGGUCGAAAUACUAUUGUGGAUGAUCUAUUAGCGAGAGGUAUUAUGUCUAUACUUUGAUCUCAUAAUAAAGGGUGAAAAUGAUGA
Molecule: messenger RNA, 995 nt
Organism: Fragaria vesca subsp. vesca
Lineage: Eukaryota; Viridiplantae; Streptophyta; Magnoliopsida; Rosales; Rosaceae
Exons: 1
Coding region: 141-647 (168 amino acids)
Source: RefSeq, a predicted model, not a curated record